CUUUUGUGUCUCUCCUCUCUAAGUGCUGCUGCUGCGGCGGCGGCGGCUUAAGGGAUCUGAACUUGCUGGCACCCUUAAUUGGGACAAGCAGAACGUGGCAGAAGACAGAAAGAUUCCUCCGGAUCUCCUGGAGACUUCCUGAGAGCACAAAUGGAUGAGCAAGACUCGGCUGGCCCUCAAGCAGGAAGAGGCAAUACCAUCCAAACUGGGAGCAUCGGGGGAUUCUGGGGAAAUUCAGUGCAGAAGAUCCUGGGCGAGGAGGACAUCCUCAGCUCAGAUGUGCAGAGCCAGCAGUUCAGGCAGUUCUGCUACCAGGAGGCUGAAGGACCCCGAGAGGUUUGCAGCCGACUCUACCACCUUUGUCGUCAGUGGCUGAAGCCAGAAAGGCAUACAAAAGCUCAGAUGCUGGACCUGGUGAUCUUGGAGCAGUUCUUGGCUGUCCUUCCACCGGAGAUUGAGAGCUGGGUGAGGGAAUGUGGAGCGGAGACCAGUUCCCAGGCAGUGGCCCUGGCCGAAGGUUUCCUCCUGAGUCAGGCUCUGGAGAGAAAGCAGGCCGAGCAGCAGGGAGUGAAUCUGUUUGUAGAAUUGUGCACGGAUUACUCUGAGGCAGAGACAUUGGACAGCAGACAGAGGCCACUGGGUGACAGAAUGAUGCUGGCAAGACCUUCUCAUCCAUCUUUUCAUCAUGGCAGAGGGGAAGCAGCGGCUGUGGAACCAGAUCAGGGUCCAGUGCGCUUUGAAGACGUAGCUGUUCAUUUCACAGAUGAGGAGUGGGCAUUGCUGGAUCCUGACCAGAGAGCUCUGCAUAACAAAGUCAUGGAGGAGAAUUGUGGGAUCCUGGACUCUCUUGGUGGGGAUGAAUUGGAAAUUAAGAACAAGGUAGUUCACAACAAAAUCCACACCAUGGAGGAGCCAUCUAAAUAUUUGGAAUGUGGAGCGAGCUUCAGUCAGAGCUCCCAUUUCGCUUCCUAUCAAAGAAAUCCCAUUGGGAAGAAACCCUAUCAGUGCUUGGAAUGUGGAAAGAGCUUUAAUACAAGCAGAAACUUCCGUCGGCAUCAAAGUAUUCACCGUGGGGAGAAACCGUUCCAUUGCCAAGAGUGUGGAAAGAGCUUCAGUCAGAAAGAAAGUCUCACUUCCCAUCAGAGAAUUCAUACAGGGGAGAAACCGUAUCAUUGCUUGGAAUGUGGAAAGAGCUUCAGUCGAAGCCACCGUCUCACUUCCCACCAAAGAACUCAUAGUGGGGAGAAACCAUAUCUGUGCUUGGAAUGUGGAAAGAGCUUCAGUCGGGGCGACCGUCUCACUUCCCAUCAAAGAAUUCACACAGGGGAGAAACUGUACCAGUGCUUGGAAUGUGGAAAGAGCUUCAGUCAGAAGGAAAGUCUCACUUUCCACCAAAGGAUUCACACAGGGGAGAAACCGUACCAGUGCUUGGAAUGUGGGAAGAGCUUUAAUACAAGCACAAACUUCCGUCGACAUCAGAGAAUUCACAGUGGGGAGAAACCUUUUCAAUGCCAAGAGUGCGGAAAGAGCUUUAAUACAAGCACAAAAUUCCAUAGUCAUCAAAGUAUUCACCGUGGGGAGAAACCAUUUCAGUGCCAAGAGUGUGGAAAGAGCUUCACCUGGAAGGAAAGUCUCACUUCUCAUCAGAGAAUUCAUACGGGGGAGAAACCGUAUCAGUGCUUGGAAUGUGGAAAGAGCUUUAAUGCGAGCACAAACUUCCGUCGACAUCAAAGUAGUCAUCGUGGGGAGAAGCCGUUUCAGUGCCAAGAGUGUGAAAAGAGCUUCAGUCAGAAGGAAAGUCUUCUUUCCCAUCAAAGGAUUCAUACAGGGGAGAAGCCAUAUCAUUGCUUGGAAUGUGGGAAGAGCUUCAGUCAGAGCGCACCUCUCACUUCCCAUCAGAGAAUUCAUACAGGGGAGAAACCGUAUCAGUGCUUAGAAUGUGGAAAGAGCUUCAGUCACAGGUCCAAUCUCACGGCCCACCAAAGAAUUCACAGCGGGGAGAAGCCAUACCACUGCUUGGAAUGCGGAAAGAGCUUCAGCCAGAGCUCCUACCUCACUUACCAUCAAAGAACUCACAGCGGGGAGAAACCUUAUCAGUGUGUGGAGUGUGGAAAGCGAUUCACCUGGAAGAAAAGUCUCACUUCCCAUCAAAGAACUCACAGCGGGGAGAAACCCUAUCAGUGCUUGGAAUGUGGAAAGAGUUUCAGCCAAAGCUCCAAUCUAACUACCCAUCAAAGAACUCACAGUGGGGAGAAACCAUAUCAGUGCAUGGAGUGUGGAAAGAGCUUCACUGACAGUGGAAAACUUAGAAUUCAUCAACGGACUAACAUGGGGGAGAAACCAUUUAAAUGUAUGGAGUGUGGACAGAGCUUCAGUCAGAGUGGAGGCCUUAGAAAACAUCGACGGAGUCACACGGGGGAGAAACCAUUUAAAUGUAUGGAGUGUAGAAAGAGCUUCAAUCAGAGUGGACACCUUAGAAUACAUCAACGGAGCCACACGGGGGAGAAACCAUUUAAAUGUAUGGAGUGUGGAAAGAGCUUCAGUCGGAGUGGAGCACUUAGAAUUCAUCAACGGAUUCACACGGGGGAGAAACCAUUUAAAUGUAUGGAGUGUGGAAAGAGCUUCAGUCAGAGUGGAGAGCUUAGAACUCAUCAACGGAUUCACACAGGGGAGAAACCAUUUAAAUGCAUGGAGUGUGGAAAGAGCUUCACUGAGAGUGGAACACUUAGAAAACAUCAACGGAGUCACACAGGGGAGAAACCCUUUCAAUGCAUGGAGUGUGGAAAGAGCUUCACUGACAGUGGAAGCCUUAGAAUACAUCAACGGAGUCACACGGGGGAGAAACCAUAUAAAUGUAUGGAGUGUGGAAAGAGCUUCAGUCAGAGUGGAAGCCUUACAAUACAUCAACGGAGUCACACGGGGGAGAAACCAUUUAAAUGUAUGGAGUGCGGAAAGAGCUUCAGUCAGAGUGGAGACCUUAGAAUACAUCAACGGAGUCACACGGGGGAGAAACCAUUUAAAUGUAUGGAGUGUGGAAAGAGCUUCAGUAAGAGUGGAGACCUUAGAAAACAUCAAUGGUCUCACACACAGGAGAAACCAUUUAAAUGUAUGGAGUGUGGGAAGGGCUUCAGUGAGAGUGGACCACUUAGAAAACAUCAACGGUCUCACACGGGGGAGAAACCAUUUAAAUGUAUGGAGUGUGGAAAGAGCUUCAGUGAGAGUGGACAACUUAGAAUACAUCAACGGAGUCACAUGGGGGAGAAACCAUUUGAAUGCAUGGAGUGUGGAAAGAGCUUCACUCACAGUGGAACACUUAGAAUUCAUCAACGGAGUCACACGGGGGAGAAACCAUUUGAAUGCAUGAAGUGUGGAAAGAGCUUCAUUCAGAGUUCAGACCUUAGAAACCAUCAACGGACUCACACAGGAGAGAGGCCAUUUAAAUGUAUGGAGUGUGGAAAGAGCUUCAGUCAGAGUGGAGACGUUGGAAAACAUCAACGGAUUCACACAGGAGAGAAACCAUUUAAAUGUGUGGAGUGUGGAAAGAGCUUCAGUCAGAGUGGAAACCUUAGAAAACAUCAACGGACUCACAUGGGGAGAAACUAUAUAAGUGCCAGGGAAGUGGACUGUGGUUCAGUUAAAGGUGACGUCUUACAAACCAUCAAAAGACUCUGAGGGGUAAGAGCUGUAAGAGUGGAAACUCUACAAGCCAUGAAUUAACUAAAAAAUGAGAAAUGGUUUAAAUAGAAGGAGUGUUGAUUCUGCUUUGGUUAUUAUGGAACACUUUAAAGUGUAGAGCCUCUUUCUCUCCAAGUUGACACUUUAUUUCACUUCAAUAACAGGAAAUCAAUCUUAAAUGCAUGCAGCAUAUUUGAGCUUCUGUUGUUUGUAUGUAACAUUGUCUAGACAUGUUUUUAAAGUAAUGACGGUAACAUUUCACAAUAGUAAGCAUAAUAUAAUAUUUAAUGUACUGUUAGAUAGGGAAGGGAGUGUGUGAGUCUGGAGUGCUUCUGAAAUGUUUUAUCUGGGAAUGGAGAGUUGCACAAAGUGGAGCUGAGAUUGGUGGUGUUGCUUUGGAAGCAGAGUUAGAUUAAUAUUAUAGGAACAGCAACAUAUAACAUAUAACUCCCACUGUUAUAAUUGCAAUAAUGGAACCAUGAAGACACAGAAAGACGGUAAGCGCAUUCUUAUAUACCCAAGGUAAUCUGAAACCCUCAUCUAUUCUUUUGAUUUAUAGAUAUAUUCUAGUCGUGUCCGACUCUUCGUGACCCCAUGGACCAUAGCACGCCAGGCACUCCUGUCUUCCACUGCCUCCCGCAGUUUGGUCAAACUCAUGUUCGUAGCUUCGAGAACACUGCCCAACCAUCUCAUCCUCUGUCGUCCCCUUCUCCUUGUGUCCUCAAUCUUUCCCAACAUCAGGGUCUUUUCCAGGGAGUCUUCUCUUCUCAUGAGGUGGCCAGAGUAUUGGAGCCUCAGCUUCACGAUCUGUCCUUCCAGUGAGCACUCAGGGCUGAUUUCCUUCAGAAUGGAUAGAUUUGAUCUUCUUGCAGUCCAUGGGACUCUCAAGAGUUUCCUCCAGCACCAUAAUUCGGCAAUCAGCCUUCUUUAUGCUCCAGCUCUCACUUCCAUACAUCACUACUGGGAAAACCAUGGCUUUAACUAUACGGACCUUUGUAGGCAAGGUGAUGUCUCUGCUUUUUAAGAUGCUGUCUAGGUUUGUCAUUGCUUUUCUCCCAAGAAGCAGGCGUCUUUUAAUUUCAUGACUGCUGUCACCAUCUGCAGGGAUCAAGAAAGUAAAAUCUCACUGCCUCCAUUUCUUCCCCUUCUAUUUGCCAGGAGGUGAUGGGACCAGUGGCCAUGAUCUGGGUUUUUUUGAUGUUGAGCUUCAGACCAUAUUUUGCGCACUCCUCUUUCACCCUCAUUAAAAGGUUCUUUAAUUCCUCCUCACUUUCUGCCAUCAAGGUUGUGUCAUCUGCAUAUCUGAGGUUAUUGAUAUUUCUUCCAGCAAUCUUAAUUCCGGCUUGGGAAUCAUUCAGUCCAGCCUUUCGCAUGAUGAAUUCUGCAUAUAAGUUAAAUAAGCAGGGAGACAAUAUACAACCUUGUCUUUCUGCUUUCCCAAUUUUGAACCAAUCAGUUGUUCCAUAUCCAGUUCUAACUGUAGCUUCUUGUCCCACAUAGAGAUUUCUCAGGUGACAGAUGAGGUGAUCAGGCACUCCCAUUCCUUUAAGAACUUGCCAUAGUUUGCUGUGGUCGACACAGUCAAAGGCUUUUGCAUAAUCAAUGAAGUAGUAGUAGACGUUUUUCUGGAACUCUCUAGCUUUCUCCAUAAUCCAGCGCAUGUUUGCUAUUUGGUCUCUGGUUCCUCUGCCCCUUCGAAAUCCAGCUUGCACUUCUGGGAGUUCUCGGUCCACAUACUGCCUAAGCCUGCCUUGUAGAAUUUUAAGCAUAACCUUGCUAGCGUGUGAAAUGAGCGCAAUUGUGCAGUAGUUGGAGCAUUCUUUGGCACUGCCCUUCUUUGGGAUUGGGAUGUAGACUGAUCUUCUCCAAUCCUCUGGCCAUUGCUGAGUUUUCCAAACUUGCUGGCAUAUUGGGUGUAGCACCUUAACAGCAUCAUCUUUUAAAAUUUUAAACAGUUCAGCUGGGAUAUCAUCACUUCCACUAGCCUUGUUAUUAGCAGUGCUUUCUAAGGCCCAUUUGACUUCACUCUCCAGGAUGUCUGGCUCAAGGUCAGCAACCACACUUCCUGGGGUGUACAAGACCUCCAUGUCUUUCUGGUAUAAUUCCUCUGUGUAUUCUUGCCACCUCUUCUUGAUGUCUUCUGCUUCUGUUAGGUCCUUACCACUUUUGUCCUUUAUUACGGUAAUCUUUGUAUGAAAUGUUCCUUUCAUAUCUCCAAUUUUCUUGAACAGAUCUCUGGUUUUCCCCAUUCUAUUGUUUUCCUCUAUUUCUUUGUAUUGCUCGUUUAAGAAGGCCCUCUUGUCUCUCCUUGCUAUUUUUUGGAAAUCUGCAUUCAGUUUCCUGUAUCUUUCACUAUCUCCCUCGCAUUUUGCUUGCCUCCUCUCCCCCGCUAUUUGUAAGGCCUCAUUGGACAGCCAUUUUGCUUUCUUGCAUUUCCUUUUCCUUGGGAUGGUUUUCAUUGGCCUCCUGUAUAAUGUUACGAGCCUCCAUCCAUAGUUCUUCAGGCACUCUGUCCACCAAAUCUAAAUCCUUAAGCCUCUUCCUCACUUCCACUGUGUAUUCAUAAGGGAUUUGAUUUAGAUUGUAUCUUACUGGCCCAGUGGUUUUUCCUACUUUCUUCAGUUUAACCUGGAAUUUUGCUAUAAGAAGCUGAUGAUCUGAGCCACAGUCAGCUCCAGGUCUUGUUUUUGCUGACUGUAUAGAGCUUCUCCAUCUUUGGCUGCAGAGGAUAUAAUCAAUCUGAUUUUGAUGCUGCCCAUUUGGUGAUAUCCAUGUGUAGAGUAGUCUCUUGUGUUGUUGGAAAAGAGUGUUUGUGAUGACCAGCUUGUUCUCUUGACAGACCUCUAUUAGCCUUUGCCCUGCUUCCUUUUGAACUCCAAGGCCAAACUUGCCAGUUGUUCCUUUUAUCUCUUGAUUCCCUACUUUAGCAUUUCAAUCCCCUGUAAUGAGAAGAACAUCCUUCUUUGGUGUCAUUUCUAGAAGGUGUUGUAAGUCUUCAUAGAACUGGUCAAUUUCAGGUUCUUAAGCACCAGUAGUUUUGCAUAAACUUGGAUUACUGUGAUGUUAAAAGGUCUGCCUUGGAUUCGUAUCGAGAUCAUUCUGUCAUUUUUGAGAUUGCAUCCCAGAACAGCUUUUGCCACUCUUUUGUUGACUAUAAGGGCCACUCCAUUUCUUCUACGGGAUUCUUGCCUACAGUAGUAGAUAUGAUAGUCACCCGAACUAAAUUCGCCCAUUCCCUUCCAUUUUAGUUCACUGAUGCCCAGGAUGUCAAUAUUUAUUCUUGCCAUCUCAUUUUUGACCACAUCCAGCUUACCUUUAUCCAUGGUUCUUACAUUCCAGGUUCCUAUACAAUAUUUUUCUUUACAGCAUUGGACUUUCCUUUCGCUUCCAGGCAUAUUCGCAACUGAGCGACCUUUCAGCUUUGGCCCAGCCGCUUCAUUAGCUCUGAAUCUACUUGUACUUGUCCUCCGCUCUUCCUCAGUAGCAUGUUGGACGCCUUCCGACCUGAGGGGCUCAUCUUCCAGUGUCAUAACUUUUAUAUGCCUGUUGUCUUUGUCCAUGGAGUUUUCUUGGCAGGGAUACUGGAGUGGCUUGCCAGUUCCUUCUCCAGGUGGAUCACAUUUAGUCAAAACUCUCCACUAUGACCUGCCCAUCUUGGGUGGCCCUGCACGGCAUAGCUCAUAGCUUCUCUGAGUUAUUCAAGCCCCUUCACCACGACAAGGCAUUGAUCCAUGAAGGGGAUAUUGUGUUAUAUAUAUAUAUAUACCGUAUAUAUUGUCUUUAUAGAUACAGUGGUGCCUCGACUUACAAAGGUAAUCCGUUCCGACAGCACCUUCGUAAGUCGGAAAAUUUGUAAGUAGAAGCCCCCAUAGGAAUGCAUGGGGGGGGAGAGACGGGAACAUUCGUAAGUCGAAGAAACUGCAUCUAAAAAUUCAUAAGUCGAGGAAAACCCAUCUAAAGCUGCCCGCAGUUCCCCUUCGGAUGUCAAUGAAUUCGUUAGUGCGCAGCCAUUUUUUUCCUUCGGAUGUCGAAAAUUUCGUAAGUUGAGUCAUUCGUAAGUCAAGGUACCACUGUAUAUAUAUUUGGUGGCAGGAGAAAUUAAAGGGAUAUUUAGUGGUGUAACCAGGAAAAGCUCUGUUCCUAGCUGCACGUCUUGCAUAAGGAGGGAAGGGGGCACAGGGAAGAAGGGGCCGUACCAGAGCAUCUCAAAGAAAUGUGCUGGUGGGGGCAUGGUGACACAAGUUGUGUGUAGAAUGCUAUCCCCAAAAUGACACAGUGGAGAAACAAUAUGGAUGAGUAUAAUGUGGAAGGAGGUUCAGGCAAGUCCCAAACCAAGAGUGCUAAGGGUCAAUUUCCUCCAUAUCCACCAGCUGCCCCAAGGCAGGAGCCACCUCUGGCCACUUAGGGUGGAAAGCGUCCCCCCACCUUUGAAACUGGACAUGCUCCUAGGGCAGUGGUGGGAAACCUUUUAGAGACUGAGUAUCCAACCUGCAACGCAAAAUCCACUUGUUUAUCACAAAGUGCCAGCACGACAAUUCUACCUGUAUAUUCUCAGCCCCCCUGUUUGUUUCACAUUUCUUCUUUGGACUACUGCUGUAAUAAAUAAUCCUUCAUGAAAAGUUACUGCAUUGCAUUCUUCAUUAAAUUAUCUUUCCAUUGAUAUGUAAUAUUAUGGUAUAACCCAAUGCUUUUUUGCUUUAAAAACUUUUUUAGGGGGUAUAUUUAUUUUGACUCAAGAAAAUCACCACUGGGGGAAAGGAUGAAUACAGUUCAAAUUGGGGGGAAAUAAAUACAGCAGUACCUCAGUUUUCGAAAGGCUUAGUUCUCUAACUACUAAGAACCUAAAUAAAAAAAUUCCUUCCAGUAGCACUUUAGAGACCAACUACCGGUAAGUUUGUCAUUGGUAUGAGCUUUCGUGUACAUGCACACUUCUUCAGAUACACUGAAACAGAAGUCCCAAGACCCUUAUAUAUAGUGAGAGGGUGGGGAGGGGUAUUACUCAGAAGCGUGGUGGGAAUGGGUGAUUGGCUGAUAGGUGUGGUAAACCUGUUGAUGACUGUUCACAACUGCAAUUAGUCUUACAGGAAAAAGCAAGGGUGAGAUGGCUAAAAAUAGCUUUAUCGUGUAUAAUGAAGAAUCCAGUGUCUAUUCAGACCAGGUCUCUCCAUGGUUUUAAGUUGGGUAACAAGUUGCAAUUCAGCAACUUCUCUUUCCAGUCUAUUUCUGAAAUUCUUCUGUAAUAAGACAGCUACUUUGAGAUCUUGUAUAGAAUGUCCUGGGAUAUUGAAGUGCUCUCCUACUGGUUUCUCUGUCUUGUGAUUCCUGAUGUCAGGAUGUUCAGUGUAUCUGAAGAAUUGUGCAUGCACAAGAAAGCUCAUACCAAUGACAAACUUAGUUGGUCUCUAACUCAAACUUAGUUGUUCUCCCUAAGUUUGUAGGGGACGCAGGUGGCACUGUGGGUUAAACCACAGAGCCUAGGGCACGCCAAUCAGAAGGUCUGCAGUUCGAAUCCCCGCAACGGGGUGAUCUCCCAUUGCUCGGUCCCAGCUCCUGCCAGCCUAGCAGUUCGAAACCACAUCGAAGUGCAAGUAGAUGAAUAGGUACCGCUCCGGCGGGAAGGUAAACGCCAUUUCUGUGUGCUGCUCUGGUUUGCCAGAAGCAGAUUAGUCAUGCUGGCCAGAUGACCCGGAAGCCAUACGCCAGCUCCCUUGGCCAGUAAAGUGAGAUGAGCUCCGCAACCGCAGAGUCGUCCGCAACUGGACCUAACGGUCAGGGGUCCCUUUAUCUAAGGUGCUACUGGAAAGAUUUUAUUUUGUUUCAGUUACCUCAGACCAACACGGCUACAUACUUGGAUCCUGAAUACUUCAAACUCAGAAAUGAGUUUUGGAACUUUUUUUAGAAGCCAAACGUGCUCUGUUCUGAGUAUAACUUCCGUUUUGGGUGCCAUACUUCCGUUUUCCUUGCGAGGGAAGGCAGGCCGGGCAGCAAGUAGGAGUGGGAUCAGGCUACUCCAGGCAGCGUUGCUCCUUGCAUGGGAACAGGAGCUGGAUCGGGGCUGCUCAACUUGGGAGGUGCAGGCUCCAUCACACUUUCCAUUGAGGGGCUCGCGGCUGCACUCCCCUCAAGGGAGAAGUUUAAAGGAGCCCCCACCUCUGCAUCAGAUCCCCUGCAACCCCAUGAAGGCAGCCAGGCUGAAUAGUUGCUGGGGUUGGGGAAGGUGGAGGCAGCCCAGAAGCUGCAUCUGAGAGCCCCUGCACCACUUGAAGGCAGCCAGGCCUCCAUGUCUGAGAAAUCCCCGCCCUACUCCUGAACAAGGCUGCCUUCCAACAGUUAUGUACUGUAAUUCUUUCUCUCUUUGACAUGUGAAAUUGAGAGGGGGUGUUCCAUGGGGAGCGUGCCACUACUGAGAAGGCCUCUGCCUGGUCCCCUGUAAAUGUGAGGGAACUGCCAGAAGACCCUCGGAAGUGGACCUCUCCAGGCGAGAGCAGACUCAGGACUUGCAUGCCAAGCCAGGUUUUUCACCUUUCAC
This is a messenger RNA of Zootoca vivipara (common lizard), 10204 nucleotides long. RefSeq lists its product as uncharacterized. Gene Ontology annotation, molecular function: DNA-binding transcription factor activity, RNA polymerase II-specific; RNA polymerase II cis-regulatory region sequence-specific DNA binding. Lineage: Eukaryota; Metazoa; Chordata; Lepidosauria; Squamata; Lacertidae. The record is from RefSeq and is a predicted model, not a curated record. Gene Ontology annotation, biological process: regulation of transcription by RNA polymerase II. Gene Ontology annotation, cellular component: PcG protein complex; chromatin; nucleus.